This is a messenger RNA of Xiphophorus maculatus (southern platyfish), 1152 nucleotides long. RefSeq names its product T-box transcription factor TBX2b-like. The record is from RefSeq and is a predicted model, not a curated record. The transcript has 6 exons. Gene Ontology annotation, molecular function: DNA-binding transcription factor activity, RNA polymerase II-specific; RNA polymerase II cis-regulatory region sequence-specific DNA binding. Lineage: Eukaryota; Metazoa; Chordata; Actinopteri; Cyprinodontiformes; Poeciliidae. Gene Ontology annotation, biological process: cell fate specification; positive regulation of DNA-templated transcription; regulation of transcription by RNA polymerase II. Gene Ontology annotation, cellular component: nucleus. The coding region runs from base 1 to 1152 and encodes 383 amino acids.
AUGGCUUACCACCCUUUCCAAGUUGACGGAGCGGACGCCUUUUCUCUGCCAGCGUUCACCCCCCGCGCACAGUCCUCACUUAUCCCCUCCAUAGCCGCGGACGCACGGCUGCGCGCAGCUAUGGAGCUCCGGAGUCGGCCAGUACACCCGCGGACCACGAAGCGCCAGGAACGGCCCGAACAAUGGCUGGACGACGAUCCGAAAGUCACGCUGGAAUCUAAGGAUUUGUGGAGUGCAUUUCACAAGAUGGGGACUGAGAUGGUUAUCACGAAGUCUGGGAGGAGGAUGUUUCCACCCUUCAAGGUGUGUGUGGAUGGGCUGAACGAAAGCGCAAAAUACAUCCUGCUGAUGGAUAUUGUUGCUGUUGACAACUGCCGCUACAAGUUUCACAACUCCCACUGGGCAGUUGUUGGAAAGGCCGACCCGGAGAUGCCAAAGCGGAUGUACAUCCACCCAGACAGUCCGUCCAAAGGGGAGCAGUGGAUGAGCAAGCCUGUUGCUUUUCAUAAGCUCAAACUCACCAACAACAUGUCGGAUAGGCAUGGAUUUACAAUCCUAAAUUCCAUGCAUAAGUAUCAACCGAGGUUUCAUAUUGUAAGAGCCAAUGACAUUAUGAAGCUCCCAUACAGCACCUUCAGAACUUAUGUUUUCCCAGAGACUGAGUUUAUUGCUGUCACUGCCUAUCAGAAUGAAAAGAUAACUCAACUGAAAAUUGACAACAAUCCCUUUGCCAAAGGGUUCAGAAAUACUGGAAAUGGAAGACGGGAGAAAAGGGGCAAACAGCUUAGUAAAUCAGACCAGGACGGUGAUGAUUCUGAUGACUCAUCUGGACAACCCAGUGCUAGCGAGCCGUUUUAUUCUCCUCUGGAACUGGUCAGCAGCCCUCUGAUGUCCACGCCAACCUGCCAAGGGAGUCACUCUGUCAUCUGUCGAUGGAAUGCCAUCAUAUCCAUACCAUUGUGUGGUACCAGUAGGAGCGAGUGUUUCAGCUCUCCCAACCAGCUCUGCCACCCCGUCACUUUCUGGAAUCCAUCAUCACCGAAACCGUCAGCCGUGGUUGAGAUUAAGUCCAUAUCAGAUCCCACCAUCUUUCAGUUCUUGCCAAAAUUUCCUAACGACCACCUUGCCUGGAAGGUCACCUUCGCAGCCUGA